GUGUUACUUCGUAAAAAUUAGAUGUGGAAAGUGUUAUAAACAAUACCUUUGAUGAUGGCUGUGUUGGAUUUGAAAGUGAAUAAGGCUUUAUUAGACUUGAAAUUUGAAGGGUAUAAAUUAUCCCUCGAUCCAAUUCCAGUAUUGAAGCAGACUGUUAUCAAUGGUGUGAAAUGUGUUGAGCUCAGGACAGAUGAUUAUAGUUAUUUACAUACUCGAUUGAGUCUUUUAAUGAAUCAUCUGUUUCAAGAUCCCUGGAGCCAGAAUAGUGUAUUUUACAUUAAUGAAAGAAACCAUGUCUUGUGGACAUCUCUUGGGCAGGAUGGACGUUUAUUUCCAACACGCAAUGUCUGGGAAGUGCCUUUAGAUGUUUCGUGUGAGCAAGCGAACAUUACAAUAAAUUUCCCUGGUGCGGAUUGGGCUGUACUUUGUAGUGGCAAAAGUCUAAGUGUUCUAUAUACUCCCAGCAGAGCAGCAGGAGAACCUUGGAUGUGUUGUCAUAGCUACAAUAUUGAAAGGAACAUUCAUUGCUAUCUCAUGCAUUCUGUUCAUCGAACUCUUCUUGGUGGAGAGCAAAUUGAUUGCCUGGUGGCUGCUGUUGAGCCAAAGGCAAAUGUUCCAGAAGGUUUAACCUUUUCUAAAGAUCAUGCCUUUUUUUCUGUUCUAGAAUGGAUUUCAUUUACAUGUGGCCAAAAUAACCAGGCAUGGACUAAGAAACGAACUAGAAAACUGGCCGGACCUUCCUUCCCAGAGUAUGCAGCCAUUGAUAACAAUGGAGAUGCAAUAUGUGUUGCUUCUCAAGAGGAAUUCAAAGUAUUUUAUGAUUCCGAUGGAUUAGUGAAACUCCAAAAAGAAAACUCCGUUCAAGAACCUCAACCUCCAAAGUAUACUUACAUUCAAACUCCAGAAGAUAUCACUGUGAUUUUUCGUGUACUUGAAAACACAAGGAAGAGUGACUUACAGAUAAAUAUACAGUCCUUUUACUUAGAAGUUCUUCAUCAAGGAAAAAAUGUUUUAGAUGGAGCUCUUGCAAAUUGUAUUGAUGUCAGUUCAAGCACUUGGAUUUUGGAUGGAGAAAGACUGGAAAUAAUUUUGUCCAAGGCUGAAGUUGGUUUAAUGUGGCAGGAAUUAGUAAAAGGAGAUAAAUCUGGUGAAGAGCUUAUGGAUCCUGCUCUUGUGGCUGAAGUUCAUAAUAGACUUUCUCAUCUUACAUCUGACACAGAGGUUGCUCCUAGCAAUAGGGUUCCUUUCAAUUUAGAACAGUUGGAAGAAUGUGAUUCUGCCACCGAACCUCUGAGUUUUCAAAGAAUUGAUGGGAAUGAACAUUGUGAGACUCAUAGGAUAAAUAUGGGUGGCCAUCAACUGUUGUUUUGCCAGCAGACAAGUCCUGAGCAAUUGCCUGCAAUAUGUCUAAGACAUGAUGUAGACGGUAUACUUUGGCAACCAAAGAAUAUUUGCAGUGAAGGGGAGUUAGAACAAUUCAAGAUGGAGCAUGUGGCAACCUUUUCCGCUUUAGGCUAUGUUCUCGCUUCAAAACAAGAAAAAAAAUUCACUUUUUGUGCUCCCGACUUUUCCUUCUCAUUGAUUUCGGAUUGUUCUCGACAUGUGUACUUAUAUUGUCAACCAGAGAACUUGCAUUCAGCAUUUGAAGUACGAAAUCGAAAAACUGGCGAAUUAAUUGCUCAUAUAGCCAAGCAGUAUGUUAUUAGCUUGGAACAGUGUGACAGGAUACUUGGCUUACAGGUUAGUCCACAGUGUGUUUUUGUGUUGAGUAAAGACAUGUUAUAUGCUAUAAAAGUGACUGCUAAAUAAUGUGGGCUGCUAUUAGGAAAUUAUUCCAAGUAUCUCCGAGAUACUUCUUGCACUCAUUUUUUACAUGUAUUGUACAUAUGUAUAGCUAUAUCUGAAAUGCCUAUUGUAUUUGAUAGGUUUUAUUUGUACAUAUGGGUUGACAUUUCAUUUGUGCUUGUUGGAGUUUUACUUUGUACAAUAAAGAUCUU
Molecule: messenger RNA, 1997 nt
Organism: Uloborus diversus
Lineage: Eukaryota; Metazoa; Arthropoda; Arachnida; Araneae; Uloboridae
Product: nudC domain-containing protein 1-like
Exons: 9
Coding region: 52-1809 (585 amino acids)
Source: RefSeq, a predicted model, not a curated record